AUGCUUCAUUUGCUGGUUCUCUCGGUCCUCGUUGCUACAACUAUCGGGUACCGUCUAACUGAGUACACAGGCAAUCGCUGCACAGAAGCUGAAACUGGAUUCCAUCGGCUUGCAGGAGCUACUGCAUGCAGCAAACUCAAUACUAUUGAUGCAAAGUCAAUACUAGUGAAGGUUGACAAUAUCUACGACGACCAACAUUCAGUUAUAGUGUACGAGAAUGACGACUGUACUGGAUCCAUCCUCGGAGUCAUCGAGAACAUGAACGGCUGCUUGAACCUCCAUGGUCUUAACAAUGUCGUCGGCAGAUCCGUAAAGAUUAUCCCCGGUACCGUGGGUUCCACAGUAUUUGCAAAUGAAGGAUUUGAGACCAAUUACCUAUACAAUCUUCCUGCGCAGGAUAGAAGCCAUAUUAUGGUCCCUAUUGCCCAUGCUUUCUUCCGCACAGUUGACAUCACCAAUCACGCGGACGACGGUACCUAUGACGAUGAAGCCUUUGACAUAUUCAUCACCACUGAGCUUGAUCAUGUCCUCCGCUUGGAGAGCAACGCCGCAAUGCCUCUCACAGAAUUCGACAGCUCAGAAUCCAUCCAUCUCGAAAGGGCCGAUCUACUCGAGCGGAUAUCAGGAGGGAUGGAAGGGCUCGAGGCAGUAGCAAAUUCGUUCGCGAUGCAAGUGUCAGAGACAAUGAGGGUCAUCUAUAAUUCGUCGGCCCACCUUGCACAGGAAGUGGAGAAUACAUUCAAACGUGCCGCCGAGCGAGCGUCGAGCAGGGGAGAUUUUGACUUCUUGUACUCCCAAAAGAAUCAGGGACGUCUGGUCAGGAAAUUGAUUGACUCGGCUCAGUCGCAGGGCCUUACCAACGCGCAAUGGAACUUGAAAGAUAAGCGUGGCAGGACGUGGGAGGUAACUCUCAAGAUGAGAGAGCAUAAUGAGUAUGAUGGCGGGUCAUUAUGGGGUUGGUAG
Aspergillus luchuensis is the source of this 963-nucleotide messenger RNA. RefSeq lists its product as uncharacterized. NCBI's taxonomy places the organism in Eukaryota, Fungi, Ascomycota, Eurotiomycetes, Eurotiales, Aspergillaceae. The record is from RefSeq and is a predicted model, not a curated record. The coding region runs from base 1 to 963 and encodes 320 amino acids. The transcript has a single exon.